CAUGCUGUUAAAGAUAUGCAAUCAUUAAAUGAGGCUCAAUUAUUAAUACAUAAAUUAUCAAGACCAGUAGCUGAAAUUGUUACACUUAUUCAAGAAAAUAUUUUAUUAGCUAAACAAUAUAAAGAAAAACUUUUAAAUAAUUCAACAAAUCAAGUUUCAAAUAAAAUUCCACAGAAAACUGGAAAAUUUGUUCCACUUCGAGAAAGACUUACUGUUUGUGUUAAUGAAAAAUGUACAGAAAUUAUUAAUGUUAAUGGUGAACAACGAAUUGAUUAUAAAAGUAAUUGUCAUGUUGGUUGUUCAUUGCAUAGAGUUGUACAAGAAUGUAUUGGUCAUCCAAUUAUUAAACGAUGUCAAGCACUUAAACAAACAGGUUCAUGUCGAAAAUGUGGUUGUCAUUGGACAAAACAUAUGCAUAUAACAUAUAAAUAUGAAAGAAAUUUAACAUAUAUUGAAAUAGAUAACUCUAAUUUAUUACGAACACCUCAAUCAAUUAUGACUAUUAUUGAUGAAAGAAUAUCAGAUUUAAGAAAUGAAGAAACAUCUAUAAGAAAAAUUUGUGUUCAACUUUCACUAUUUUUAAAACAAAAUUCAAUAACACCAUUUAAUGAUGAUAUUAUUGAAUAUCUUCAACAUUUUAUUAAUGAAGAAAAACAAAAAAGAUCAACUGGAACUGAUAAUAUAGAUGUUAUUAAAGGUCUAGAACAAAUGAUUAAAGAUUAUACAGAAGAAUUUAAUUUGUAUACUUCAAGUGUUUCUUCACAAAAUAAUUCAACAUCAACAGAUCGAUUUGAUAAUAGUUCACAAAUCGACGAAAUGUUUAGUUUAGUACAAAAGCUUUAUGAUUUACCAAUAAAUGGAAAAUUAAUUGAAGAACAAGUUAGACGAAUGAAAGAAGGUCGCGCACAAGCAGCUAGAAGUAAUGAACAAUUUGUUGAUUUACCAUCAGGUUAUAAUUCUCCAGAUAUUCUUAAUAAUUUAAAAGAAAUUGUUAACCGUAGAAAAAGAUAA
Molecule: messenger RNA, 1011 nt
Organism: Rotaria sp. Silwood2
Lineage: Eukaryota; Metazoa; Rotifera; Eurotatoria; Philodinida; Philodinidae
Source: the annotation of a GenBank genome assembly